Emiliania huxleyi CCMP1516 is the source of this 1563-nucleotide messenger RNA. RefSeq lists its product as hypothetical. The transcript is spliced from 4 exons. The record is from RefSeq and is a predicted model, not a curated record. NCBI's taxonomy places the organism in Eukaryota, Haptophyta, Isochrysidales, Noelaerhabdaceae. The coding region runs from base 67 to 1563 and encodes 498 amino acids.
UGCGGCACGCCGCGGCAGUCGCUCGCAUUCGAGUCGGCAAGAGCGCAGUUGCUCCGAAAUUUUGCCAUGCCCACGCCGUCGGCGCCACCGCUCGUCCCGGGCCCGGCGCUCUUCACACAGCGCGCAUUCGUCGCCGAUAUGGCGGUCCUCGCCGAAGGCUGCGUCAUGGCUGACAUGCACACCGCGGCGACGGCGCCGGGCGGAGGCGGCAGCUUCUGGGCAGCCUUCGGCCCGGGCACCUCUGCGGAGGGCGCGAGGCGCGCGAUGGAGUCGCGCGAGCAGUACCCCGCCUGGGCGCCCGACAAGGUUGGCGAGCACGCGAUGAAGCCCGCCUCCGAGGCGGCCGAAUGCGAGGUGCGGAGGCGGCGGUCUGAGUGGGCGACGGCGCUCAAGGAGCGCUACUCGCCCGAGGCGCUCGCGUGGGCCGACCCGGCGCAAGGGAUGGAGAAGGCGGCUGCGGUGACGCUCCUCCACCCGCCGCCGGACCUCGGCUGCGGCGACGACCCGCUCAUCGUCGUCGCCUUCCGCGGCUCAAAGGCGGCGUCCGACUACUUUGUGACUGACGCGAGCCCGCGAUUCGUGCCGCUGCGCCGCUCCGUCGACCUGUCGGGGACGGGCACCCUCGAGGACGGCGGGACGUACGAGUACGACUUCACGCCGCCGGAGGACGCCUCGCAGCGGCCGCGGCGGUCGCUGGCAGGCAUUGCGAGGACGGCGACCUUCGCGCGGAGGCUGUCUAUCAGCCGGCGGUCGGAGAGGGCGGCGAAGCCGGGCGCGGGCGCGGCGGUGGAGGCGGGGGCGGAGGAGGGUGGCGAGGGUGGAGCGGGGGACGGCGGCAGUCUCGAGGCGGAGGCGCGGCUGCUCUUUCUGCUCGCGGACUCGCCGCGCGAGUGCGCGACCGUCGGCCUCUGGCGAGCCUACGCCGGCGCUCCGGCGCGCGCAGAGGAGUCAUUAAACCACCAGCCGCUCCUCCCCGGCAGGCCACUCGUUGGGAGGCGGAGGAUGGACGAGGUCGAGGCGGUGGGGCGGCUCCGCGCCCUCCGCGUCGUCUGCGCGGCCGACAUCAUCGCGCGCGUGCCUCCUCGCUCGGUCGGAGGCAGCCACGGCGUCUCGUCGCGGCUCGCCAUCCACGCGUCUCGCCGCGGGGGAGCGACGCGUCUCAGCGGGCCGGGCUUCACGCUGCGGCGAGACGACCCGCACGACGCCGAGCUGUGGCGCGUCUUGCCGGCCGACGCUCAUUGCUGCCACGCUCUGUACUUGCGCGGCGAGGCGACGCGUGCGGUGGCGGUGCCGCUUGACGCUCCGUGGCCGUUCGGGGAGGGGGCGGGCGGCGAGGCGGAGGCGGGCGGCGAGGGGAGGGGGAGCGGCGAGGGGAGGAGCAGCAGCCGCGGCGGAGCGGCGGAGCAGCGAGACUCGGAGCUGGACUUUGGUCUCGGGCAGCAGCUGGGCCAGCAGGCCGCAAGCUGGCUCUCGUGGUUUGCGAGACGAGUGGGCGGCAGUGCGGGGGAGGACGGCAGCGGGGGCGAAGGCAGCAGUGCGGGGCAGGGCGAGUCGAAGGAGUGA